UACACGCGCAGCUUGAUCAGAUUGGGCUGAGGCACACGGACGGGAUGCUCCUCUCGCGGUGAACUGAGUGCGACUCUAAUCUACACGGCACAGACGGGAGCUGCGAAACGCACGGGGCGCUUUACAUGUCCUGAGAGCACAACCAACAAUCACACACCACUUAAGUAGCAUUCGUGUAUUUGGUCAGAACGCACUCGCAUCGCAACCAUGGCUUUAGACGCGACGAUGAUUCUGCCGGCUAUCUUUUUCACAGUUGUCGCCGUUAUCAUCGGAUCAAUUUUGUUCAAGAAGAAACCCGUAAAAGAGGCACCGAAGAAUAAGCACCAUGAGCAUGAGGAGGCUCCCGCUCGCUCCGUUGAAGUCCACCACGCGACUCCAUCUGAACCACUGGAGAUUCCUGUUUUGGUGAACCACCCGAUUUUUGGGACCACGGUAUCCGCAGAAGCCGAAAAAAAAGCCGUGAAGAAGGUUGAGGAGCCCGUGGCCGCUCCCCCCGUAGUGGAGGACGUUGGAGUGGUCGAGCAGCCUGCUGUUGUCGAGGCUGUAGUCGAAGCCGUACAGAGGCAACCCCAGAGCCCGUGGUGGAACCCGCACCAGAGCCCUGUGGUGGAACCCGCACCAGAACCUGUGGUGGAACCCGCACCAGAACCCGUGGUGGAACCCGUCCCUGAGCCUGUGAUUCCAGAGCCCGAGCCAGCCCCAGUGGUAGAGGCUGUCCCAGAACCCGUCGUGGAACCCGCACCAGAACCAGUGGUGGAACCAGAACCAGUGGUGGAACCCACACCAGAACCAGUGGUGGAACUAGAACCAGUGGUGGAACCCACACCAGAACCUGUUGUAGAGGCUGUGCCAGAAGCCGUUGAAGAGGUUGCACCAGAACCAGUGGCAGAGCCUGUGGAGGAACCUCUGCCCGCAGAACCCACACCAGAGCCAGAACCUAUUGUAGAGGCAGCCCCAGUCGAAGAGGCCGCACCAUCAGAACCGGCCCCUGAGCCCGUCGCAGAACCCAUUCCCGAGCCAGAACACAACGAUGAAGCCGCUGGGCCAGUUGAGGACGAUGAGGUUCCUAAGAUUGUUCCCGGUAAGAAAAGGAGCAAGUUUGAGAAGCGGUUGUCCAAGGAGGAGAUGGAGGAGGAACAAAGGGUGCAGCAGGAGCAGUUGGCGGCCAUCUUCCAGCUGCUGAAGGAGAACCAGGAGACGUUUGGGGAGGUCACCGAGGGUGACAUGGAGGAGCAGCUCAAACUCUACGCCCUGUAGAAUUCAACUCUACACACACUCUACGCCCUGUAGAAUU
Messenger RNA from Alosa alosa (allis shad), 1294 nucleotides. RefSeq names its product FILIA-N KH-like domain-containing protein. The record is from RefSeq and is a predicted model, not a curated record. The transcript has 4 exons. Lineage: Eukaryota; Metazoa; Chordata; Actinopteri; Clupeiformes; Clupeidae. The coding region runs from base 208 to 1257 and encodes 349 amino acids.